GCAUAUCGUAAAUCUUCUCAUCACGUCUGUUUGUAUGUUGCCUUAAACUAAGAGAUGAAUGGGCACCCUAUCACAAAACACCGAUUACAUUUCAAUCGAUUAUUUUGCAAUGUUCUUCUUUGGUAGAUAGUGAGACAAAAUUUGUGUUUGCUUCGAAAUUGUGUAAAAUAAUACUAUUUAUUGUUUACGAUGCCUGCGCUUGAAACGGAAAAUAAUAAUGGUGCCGACUCGCUUUCAAGCGUCGACCAAUCGAAGCCUAUGAAGGGGCCCGUAAUUGGAAUCAUAUAUCCUCCACCGGAAGUAAGAAAUAUUGUCGAUAAAACUGCUAGCUUUGUGGCCCGAAAUGGUCCUGAGUUUGAAGCUCGUAUAAGACAAAACGAGUUGGGCAAUGCAAAAUUUAAUUUUUUGAGCGCUGGUGAUCCCUACCAUGCCUAUUAUAGGCAUAAAGUUAACGAAUUUCGUGAAGGAAAAGACGCAUCUGGUGGAUCUAAUGUUGUUACGGGCAUUAAACAGUUAUCUGUAACAAGUGCAGCGCAACAGAAGCAACAAGAACUUUUGAAACAAGUCGCCGAACAACAAUUCAUACCAAGGGAUCCUCCUCAAGAUUUCGAGUUUAUCGCAGACCCUCCCUCUAUUUCUGCAUUAGAUUUAGACAUUGUCAAGCUUACGGCCCAGUUUGUGGCAAGAAAUGGACGACAGUUUUUAACGAACCUAAUGAAUCGUGAGCAACGUAAUUUUCAGUUUGACUUUUUACGGCCACAACAUUCGUUAUUUCAAUAUUUCACAAAGUUGUUGGAGCAAUACACCAAAAUAUUAAUACCACCUAAAGACCUCCUCAGCAAGUUGCGUUCGGAAAGCUCGGAGGGUCGAUCCAGUGUUAAUUUGAUUUUGGAUCAGGUAAAAUAUCGCGCUAACUGGCAAAAGCAUCAAGAAGCUCAACGCCGAAGGGAAGAAGAGAAAAUUGAGAAAGAAAGAGUGGCCUAUGCACAAAUCGAUUGGCAUGAUUUUGUUGUUGUGGAGACUGUGGAUUAUCAACCUUUCGAGACUGGCAAUUUCCCUCCCCCGACUACACCAGAAGAAGUUGGAGCCCGAGUCCUAAUGGAAGAGCGCUUGUUGGAAGAAGAUGGCGAUAUAGAGAUGCAAAUUGAAUCGGAUGAUGAAGACAGCCAAGAUGAAGCAACCACUGUGAAACUGUCCCAAAUGGAAAAUCGUACUGGUAUUCAAAUGAAAGGAACUCCUUAUAAUCAACAGAUUACAAGUACUAAAAAAGAUAAUACACAAGUUCAAGACAUGGAUGAAGCUUCUAGUGAUGAGGACACACCGUCAGGCCUAAAGGUGCAGCCCGCAGUUGCACCACUCUUACCACCAACGCAUGACAAGGUUGUUGUUAAAAAAUAUGAUCCAAAGGCAGUUCAACAGAAACCGCAGAAACCAGUCCCUGCCGAUGAAUAUCUUAUUUCUCCAAUAACAGGUGAAAAAAUACCAGCUUCAAAAGUGGCGGAGCAUAUGCGAAUUGGUUUGUUAGAUCCACGUUGGGUGGAACAACGAGACAAACAUACGGUAGAAAAAAUUAACCAGGAAACAGUAUAUGCAGCUGGUACUGCGAUUGAAGCAAGUCUAAAACAAUUAGCCGAACGCCGUACCGAUAUUUUUGGAGUGGGUGAUGAAGAGACUGUCAUUGGUAAAAAAUUAGGAGAAGAAGAAACUAAAAAAGACGAUCGAGUGACUUGGGAUGGACACACUUCAAGUGUUGAAGCGGCAACUCGAGCAGCUCGAGCGAACAUAACUUUAGAAGACCAGAUUCAUCAAAUACAUAAGGUAAAAGGUUUAUUACCGGACGAAGAAAAAGAAAAAAUUGGACCGAAACCAGUUACCAACAAAACCACAUUAUCCCAUCAGACACUUAUAAAGUCACAUGCUCAAGUUAGUCAUCAUUCAGUUCCGCAUCAUCAUAAUUCAGCACAGCAGCAGCCGCAGCCAACACCGCCACCGCAAUCACCCUCACACAAUAUGCCACCUGCUGCUCCACCAGUAAUGAUAAUGCCAAUGAGGCCACCACCGCCUAUAAUGCCGCCACCGUUUCCAGUAGGUUACAUGGCUUUGCAGCCCGGUGGACCACCACAAAUACCAUCAGGAACAAAUAUAAUGGAUCCAUCAUUGUUAUCUAUUCCGCCUAUGCCCGUCGAUGACGAGCCACCUAACAAAAAAAUGCGAACAGAAGAUAAUCUGAUUUCGGAAGAAGAGUUUAUAGCAAAUCACAAGAGCCCUAUUACUAUUCAAAUACAAAUUCCAAGCGUAAUAGAUAAAUCGGAGUGGAAACUAAAUGGGCAAACUAUUGCAUUCUCAAUGUCACUCUCUGACACCGUUUCGAAUCUCAAAUCCAAGAUUCAAGAUGAAACAGGAAUGCCACCAGCUAAGCAGAAAAUUUCAUAUGAGGGAAUGUUCUUCAAGGAUAGUAAUACUAUGGCAUAUUAUAAUCUACUUAGCGGCGCUACAAUUCAUCUGCAAAUCAAGGAGCGUGGUGGACGUAAAAAAUAAAAAGAUGAAAUUUAAGCCUUUAAUUAAUAUGCAUAUAUCGAGCGAUGUGAAUAGUUGCUUGAAUGUGCUUAUUGGAAGUUUUAAAUUUUUUGAGUUUGUGUAGAAUAUUUAUAAUUUUAGCCGUUUUUAAUAUAGGAAAAGUGAUUGGAAAGCAAGUUUUGAUUGAAUUAUUUAAAAGGCUCUAAAUAAAAAGUAUACAUACAAACACAAA
Messenger RNA from Ceratitis capitata (Mediterranean fruit fly), 2749 nucleotides. It is a transcript of the gene Sf3a1, whose product is annotated as splicing factor 3A subunit 1. Gene Ontology annotation, biological process: mRNA cis splicing, via spliceosome; regulation of alternative mRNA splicing, via spliceosome. The record is from RefSeq and is a predicted model, not a curated record. The transcript is spliced from 10 exons. Bases 190 to 2538 code for a protein of 782 amino acids. Gene Ontology annotation, molecular function: RNA binding; protein binding. NCBI's taxonomy places the organism in Eukaryota, Metazoa, Arthropoda, Insecta, Diptera, Tephritidae. Gene Ontology annotation, cellular component: U2-type prespliceosome; U2 snRNP; catalytic step 2 spliceosome.